Molecule: messenger RNA, 1193 nt
Organism: Odontomachus brunneus
Lineage: Eukaryota; Metazoa; Arthropoda; Insecta; Hymenoptera; Formicidae
Exons: 2
Coding region: 347-733 (128 amino acids)
Biological process (GO): cell adhesion
Cellular component (GO): extracellular region
Molecular function (GO): calcium ion binding
Source: RefSeq, a predicted model, not a curated record
UACCGAUCCCCAUCGUUUUUAGCUUUUCCCAUUUCCUACCAUUUCUCGAAACAUGUUGUACAUCGUAAAGGAAACUAGUCUUCGCACAGCUUUGAAACUGGUGUGUAUAUGUGGGACCACUUCCUACACACGUGCAACUGGCACACCAGCGACAUGAAUUCAGUAAAAGUGUACAAGACGAGCAUCAACGAAGUGCUGAGAAAAGAGGAAUGCCCUGAUAAACUAGUCGACAUUGUUCUCCCGUCAGUACUUGAGACCGAUUUAUUUCCCGGUCAUACAAAAAUUCGACCCGCGACUCGACCAAUCGGUACCACUUCCGACGAGGACGAGACGACUGAAGAGGCUGAUGCAUCUGCGGACCAGAACCGCAGUAGUCCGGAACCAGCCGUUUCGUCCAUUAGCGGUAACCGUCCCAAUCGUCAUCGGCCCGGUCAUAAGGAACCCUCCGACAAGAAGAAGCCGCAUGGCUAUCGCCCUGGACGUGAUGAUACCGAUUCCCAGUUAUUUCAACUCGCAUCGUCCUGACCGCGACUAUGCAGACCGUCGACUGGGUGUCUAUUGCUUCUCGCAGGAAAUGAUUACCUGGUCCGACUUAUUGUACAAGUGCACAGAAACUGUGCCACAAUCCGUAUGGAACGAAUUACCAUCUCACCUGCAAGCGCAAGUUCAAGUGGGUGCUAGCAGCUUCGGGCAACCGCAAAUGACACGACGGAGAAUGAACGACUAUUACUAAAAUUCGUUUUCGGCGAUCUAUUCAUGGCGCGAAAAACACAUAAGUGAACAAGUAGCGCGGAGAGUUCCAUAAUUCUCUCGCAAAUAUCGAGAGCCGAUUUAUAGCCAAUUUAAAGUCGCUAUAAUCAAUCACGCCGAAAUAGCGCUAGCUUAAGGAAAUUGAACUCUAACUUCAAUUCGAAGCAGAGAGAAAUUUUGUAUAUUUUCAUAAAUUGUAUAAAUUGCAUAACACAGAUAUUACACGUAUGUAGUUGCAAUAUAUCUCAAUUAAUAUAUACGUUAAUAUAUAUACUGUAUUACGAAUGUACUGUAAUCUGAGAUGUGUGUGUAAUUUCUCACGAUGAUUUCCGAGCUGACUCUACCGCAUUUAUUAGGUACCGUUAAGGCUCAAAAAAUUUUCGCAAAUGUUACUUUUGUAUUUUAAUAAUGGCACAACGAAAUAAAACAUUAGUCAUAUUAAA